Messenger RNA from Ctenopharyngodon idella (grass carp), 1573 nucleotides. RefSeq lists its product as uncharacterized. Gene Ontology annotation, molecular function: DNA binding. The record is from RefSeq and is a predicted model, not a curated record. Gene Ontology annotation, biological process: DNA integration; DNA recombination. NCBI's taxonomy places the organism in Eukaryota, Metazoa, Chordata, Actinopteri, Cypriniformes, Xenocyprididae. Bases 84 to 1484 code for a protein of 466 amino acids. The transcript has a single exon.
CAAAAUGUGGGAGCAGACGCCCUGUCGAGACAGGGGCCAAGGCCCGGGGAGUGGAAGCUCCACCCGGAAGUGGUGGACCUCAUAUGGAGAAAUUUCGGUCAAGCAGAAGUCGACCUAUUUGCAUCGGGAGAGUCAACCCAGUGUCCACUCUGGUACUCCCUAACACAUCCAGCACCUUUGGGUCUGGAUGCCAUGGUACAGACGUGGCCGAGGCUACGUCUGUACGCAUUUCCCCCGUUCGCUCUGCUCCCGGGGGUUCUGGAGAAAGUACGCCAGGAGGGGGCCAGCCUGAUACUGGUAGCCCCGUUCUGGCCAACCAGGAUAUGGUUCUCGGACUUAGUGUCCCUACUAGACGGCUCCCCAAUGGAGCUUCCCCUCAGACAGGAUCUCCUGUCGCAAGCGGGCGGCACGAUAAUACAUCCUCGCCCAGAACUGUGGAAGCUAUGGGCCUGGCCUCUGAGGGGGCCAGGUUCAUAGAUGCUGGUCUCCCAACUGAGGUUGUGGAGACCAUCCUUAACUCCAGAGCUCCCUCCACGAGGAAGCUAUAUUCCUAUAAAUGGAAUUUAUUCUCUACUUGGUGUAGACAAAAUGAUACGGACCCUGUCCACUCUUCCAUAAGCUUUGUGCUAAGAUUCCUUCAAGAAAAAUUCUCAGAAGGCUUAUCCCCUUCUACCUUAAAAGUCUAUGUUGCGGCUAUCUCAGCCUAUCAUGCUCCUCUUGAGGGGGAUUCCUCGGUUGGACGAGACCCCCUCGUCACACGCUUCCUCCGUGGUACACUGAGGUUGAGGCCUCCAGUGCGCACAAGGGUUCCGGCCUGGGACUUGGCCGUGGUACUGCAAGGGUUAGCCGAGGCUCCCUUCGAACCAUUAGAGGAGGUUCCAGAAAAAUUCCUCACUCUAAAAACUAUUUUCCUACUCGCUAUCACUUCCCUGAAAAGGACAGGAGAUUUACAAGCACUUUCAGUUGCUCCAUCUUACCUGGAAUUUGCCCCAGGAAUGGUGAAGGCAUUCCUUCAUGCUAGACCUGGCUAUGUGCCGAAGGUCCCCACCAAUGUCCCAGGCCCUAUUGUGCUCCAGGCCUUUUACCCUCCUCCCUUUGGGAAUUCGGAUCAGGAAAAGCUGAAUCUGCUCUGCCCAGUGAGGGCUUUAGAUGCGUACGUCCACAGAGCUGCCCUGUGGCGAAAAUCAGAUCAACUGUUUGUCUGUUAUGGGUCCCCUAAGAAAGGGGGCCCAGCAUCGAAGCAGAGGAUGAGCAAGUGGGUGGUCGAGGCCAUCUCACUUGCAUACGAAGCGGCCGGACAGCCUUCCCCACUGAAUGUCCGUGCCCAUACUACUAGGGGUAUGGCGGCAUCAAAAGCUUUGAUGUCUGGAAUUUCCAUUGAUGAUAUAUGUGAUGCAGCUGGAUGGUCAUGCCAGCACACAUUUAUUAGGUUUUACAACCUGGAUGUCGGCUCCACUCCGGGGUCUUCUGUAUUGUCAAGCUAACAUUGGCAAGUACUUGAAGUUACGGCACAGCUGGGAUUGCGUUCCCAAUGCGUUAUACGCAGCGUCGACAGUUCCCACGAAAGGGAACG